This is a messenger RNA of Strigops habroptila (Kakapo), 2695 nucleotides long. Its product is annotated as olfactory receptor 1F1-like. Gene Ontology annotation, molecular function: G protein-coupled receptor activity; olfactory receptor activity. Gene Ontology annotation, biological process: G protein-coupled receptor signaling pathway. The record is from RefSeq and is a predicted model, not a curated record. Gene Ontology annotation, cellular component: membrane. Bases 1 to 948 code for a protein of 315 amino acids. The transcript has a single exon. NCBI's taxonomy places the organism in Eukaryota, Metazoa, Chordata, Aves, Psittaciformes, Psittacidae.
AUGGCAGGUGAGAACCAGACUCAGGUGUCAGAGUUUGUGCUCCUGGGUUUUCCCCAUGGCAAGCCCUUCCUCUUUGUUCUUUUCCUGGCUAUUUACCUGGCCACACUGCUGGGGAACUCUGCAAUCCUCGCCCUCGUGUCCCUGGAUCCCCAUCUCCACAGCCCCAUGUACUUCUUCCUCAGUCACCUGUCCUGCUUGGACAUUUGCUACUCCUCAGUGACGAUGCCCAAGGUGCUGGCAAAUGCCCUGCGCCCGCAGGCAACCAUCUCCUACCACGGGUGCCUGGCACAGAUGUUCUUCCUGAUGGGGUGCGCAGGGUCCGAGUGCGCGCUCCUGGCUGUCAUGGCCUACGACCGCUACGCAGCCAUAUGCCAGCCCCUGCGCUACACACAGGCCAUGAGCCGCGGAGCCUGUGCGGCUGCUGCCAUGGGCUGCUGGCUCUGGGGGCUGCUGGACUCCACCGUGCACACCUUCCUGGCCUCCAGGCUCUCCUUCUGCGGGGCUGCCCAGCUCCAGCACAUCUUCUGUGACGUCCCCCCGCUGCUGAGGGCUGCCUGCAGCAACACCCGCCCCAGCGAAGUGGCGCUCCAUGCUGCCAGUGUCUUUGUGGGCCUCAGCCCCUUCCUGUUCGUCGUUGCCUCCUACCUCCGCAUCCUGGCCACCAUCCUUGGGAUGCCCACAGCCAUCAGCCGCCACAAGGCCUUCUCCACGUGCUCCGCCCACCUGCUUGUGGUCGCCCUGUACUUUGUGACAGCCAACCUGAACUACAACCGGCCCACCUCUGGCUACUCCCCAGCAGCCGACACACUGGUCUCCGCACUGUACUGCAUCGUUACCCCCAUGCUGAACCCCGUCAUCUACAGCUUCCGCAACCAGGAGGUGCGGGGGGCCCUGCGGAAGGCUGUGUGGGGACGGGGCACACUGGGCUCCCCUGGCAGCAAUGCAUAAGCAAUACCAGGGCUGCCACAGAAUGCUGGUGCAGCACCAGUACCCAUCUGAGGGAAAUCUUUGAUUUCAGGGCCCCCUGCCCAGACCGUGGCUGCUUGUGGCACUCUACCAUCACUUGUCUGACCCUCAGCACAUCAUUGAUGGCAGAAUGGCAAAAUCAAGUCAGGAGCAAGGCUACAGUUCCAGGAUUAUGUCUAUAUAUUGCAAGCGUCGUGUGCUGAGCUCAGCACAGGACCUGUUGCAGCUGCACUGCCUCCAGGGAACGCUGUAAAAGUUAAUUUCAUGUGGUACCAGACAUGUUCUGGCCCUGAACAAGGCCAUGAGCUCUGCCUUGGGGCUGCCCAAGGUGCACAGCCAGGUCCUGCAUGGGACAAGGAGCACUGUCUUGGACUGCAAAAUGUGGCCUCUGCAAAGGGGUUGUUACACCAUCCUCCUUCCAGACAUGCUUUGGCACGGAGUCUCCUGUCUGCUGGAUUUCUCCAGGCUGCCACGAAAGCUCUGUGGCAUUUUGCAUAUUAGCACAACAACCAGCCAUUUAAACAGGCCACCCAUUUAUUCUCCGUGUUUUGGUCAAACAGCAAGUUAUCAGCACCCAGCCAUGUACAUUGCUUAAAUCCUCACUAGAAAUGCUUGCUUCACUUUACAGCCAUAACAGAAUCAAACUGCAGUUGUGCAGUUGUGCUUGUGGAAUGACAGUGGCUGAGAGCUGGUUGGUGGCAUGAGGCAGCUGUGACACUGACUCAGUUUAACCUCUUCCUGCAGGGGCUCUGCAAGGGGCCUAAGCUCAAAUGACUGCAGGGUGAUGGGGCAAUCCCACAGCUGGCCAAACCUGCAGGCAGCUGCACAAGGGCCAGAAGUGUCCAGCACCAUGGCAGAAGCCAGGUGCAGGCAGCCACCACUGCAAGGGUCUGUGGGGAGGGAAGCCGGCACAGGCUGCACGAGCAGAUGAGCCCCUGUCUGUCACUGCACCACAGAGGGGCACAACAUCCAUAGCUCAGUUACCAAGAGAUACCCAGCCAAAUCCAGUCUGUUACCAAAGAAACCUACUGGAGAGUCAAAACCCAGGCCCAUGAGGCAUACAGCUUGCUGGGAACAGUUUGCCACUUCUCAGUACACAACACACUGAUCUUAUUCUUCAGGGGAAAAAAUGUUCCUGCAGCCCAUGUGCUGGGCCGGCAGCUGCUUUCAGCCAAACAGGUUGCAAGCCUCGCAGCCGGCUCUACUUGCUAUACACCCGUCUUGAUUGUACAAAGUUAUUAAAAGACCCCUAGUUCAGAGUCUCACUGGGACACAUAAAGAGUCUGCCACAACCAGACCUAUUCUGGUGAGCCCCCUGGAAAGGAACAUCAGAAAAUAAUGGGUGAACUGCAUGAGGAACAAAAUUGGGAAAGUGAUUUCAGAGAAAUAAAAACCAAAACAACCAACCAAAAAACCCCCCAACGAGCAGGAAAUUUACACCAAAAUUGGAAGUUUCUAACCUGAAUCACAGUGUGUCAUGAUGGAAAGGCACAGACUGUGAUUUUUCCCAGUAUCAGACACUGCAGUUUCUCACACGCUGUGCUCCCCAGUGUGUCCCUGAUUUAUUCCUAUUGUGAUGGUACUAGCAUACCACAAAAGAACAACAGCUCCUACAGUGGCAUGUUGAGCAUCUAGCCUGGAAUAUACCAGUUCAAGAGAGGGCUUCAGUUUGCAUUGCAUUAUUACCGAAAACUGUUUUAAACCUUAAAAAUUCCCUUCGUCCUGCAUC